Trametes versicolor FP-101664 SS1 is the source of this 2776-nucleotide messenger RNA. Its product is annotated as Rho GTPase activation protein. The record is from RefSeq and is a predicted model, not a curated record. Bases 155 to 2776 code for a protein of 873 amino acids. Gene Ontology annotation, biological process: regulation of GTPase activity. The transcript is spliced from 12 exons. Lineage: Eukaryota; Fungi; Basidiomycota; Agaricomycetes; Polyporales; Polyporaceae.
CGCGCCGGUGCUCGUGCUCUUUGGACACCCCUCCAUUCCGGCUUAAUACCUCGUGCCUGUCUAGUCUAGUCGACGUCCCCGCGCUACCAGUGGUGCCCCCUCGAAGACCCGAUUAGACCGCGCGCCGUCGCCCGCGAGGAUCGGGACCGCAAGCAUGGACAGGGAAUUCUACGUAUCUGUCGAGCUCUACGUCUCUGCGAAAGCAGCCGCGGCGCUGAAGAAGCCGCCCACUAAGAAGUCCUCAGACAAACGCGACCACAACCCCCGCGCCGCGUCCACUAGUGGUGAUGCCGCGCAGAAGAAGAUCAAAGAGAAGACAAGCUGGCUUGGGAUCGGGCGCAGCUCUGCGGGUGCAGGCCAGUGGAGAUCGGCGCGUUGCAAGCUCGUGGAGGAGGAAGAGGGCUGCUUGCUGAACCUAUAUGUGGACGACACUAUCUUAUACCGAUCUAUCUAUAUGUACCUGCUGAACCAUACAGAUAUCCGCCCCGUCCAUCGGUCGCUGUUCGAGAGGCGGAACUGCCUCGGCAUUUUCCCUGUCGCCGGCCAGAUGCGCGGCGCGGCGUCGAAUGCGGAGCCGCUGUAUAUCCAGUUCGAGGACGAGGAGACGUCAAAUACCUGGCUCGCGCUGCUGCGCUCAUACGCCAUGCCGGAGGUGUACGGCCGCUGGCUUUCGCCCGAGGACGGCGGCCUCUACCGCAUGUGGAGGCAGGUCGACCUGAUGUGUAUCCAGGGGCGGAACCUCGGUGUGACGCGUGUGCUCUCGGACGAGCCCUCGGUUGCAGACCUCGACGGCAAGCCGGACGUGGACGCGAUCGACAUGGACGUGUAUUGCGAGAUAUUUGUGAACGGCACGCUUUGCGGGCGCACGACGGUGAAGAAGGGCAUCGGCUCCCCAGACUGGCACGAGCGGUUCGUCCUACCUGACUUGCCGCCAUUCGAGAAUCUGGAGAUUGUGGUCUGGCGGGAGAAGCGGCUUGCGAAACCCACUAUAAUCGGUACCGUCGUCAUCGUGCUGGUCAACUUCCGGCGCGGGGAGACGGUGGAGGGGUGGUUCCCUGUACUGCAUGGGGGACAGGCGUCCAGCACGCAGGCUGGGGAGAUGAGGCUCAAGGUCCGGGUGGAUGAGGAAAUCAUCCUACCACACCAUGUGUAUGGCAAACUGCUGAAGACGCUGCACUCUCGAAAUCAUCUUGAUUGGAUGCGCGAGCUUGAGACGCGGCUCAAGAUGAAGAACGUGAACAACAACAUCAUGUCGAUCGCGAUAGCCAAGAACGUGCUGCUCGAGAAUAUCAUGGAGCUCGCAGACCGCGAGGUCGACGGCACAUUGUCGUCGCACAAUACUCUAUUCCGGGGCAACACGGUGUUCACCAAGACAGUGGAGCUAUACAUGUCCUGGUACGGCAUGCCCUUCCUGGAGGCCAGUGUAGGAGCGACGAUCCGGCGGCUCUGUGCCGAGAAGGUCGCGAUCGAAGUCGACCCGGUCCGCAUCGGCAAGGGCCCGAAGGCAAUAGAGAAGAACGUGGAGCUGCUCGUCGCGUGGUGUCGGGAGUUUUGGGACCACAUCUACGAGGCGCGGACGCAGUGCCCUCCGGAGCUCCGGCGCAUGUUUGAGCACAUACGGCGGCUCGUGGAGAGCCGGUAUCGGAUACGAGAUGACAAGAACCACGACCUACCAUGGCAAAGCGUGUCUGCGUUCUGCUUCCUGCGCUUCAUUGUCCCAGCGAUACUGCACCCACAUCUCUUCGGUCUCCUGCCCGGUCUACCGGAUGUUCCGGUCCAGCGUAGCCUAACGCUGAUUGCGAAGGUGGUCCAAAGUCUAGCGAAUCUUAAUCCGACUGUGCAGAAAGAGGACUACAUGCGCGGCGUCAAGGACUUCCUGAACGACAGCCUGCACGCCAUGAUUGACUACAUCCUCGUCGUCUCCACCCCGGAGACCGGUAACAAGGGUCCGAGCACGCCGCUCUCGUCCGACAAACAUGAGCGCCUGCGCAUCAUGAACGCCCUCCGGCAGCGCAGCGCGACCGCCCCCGUCCUCCACCGCGAGGCGAUCCCGCUUCUGCCAUACAUGCUCGAUAUCCCGCGGCACCUCGCCGUCGUCACCUCCGUCGUCGUGCGCUAUUCGCGGACGCAGAACUUCCAGGCCGCGAAGUCGAGCGCCAGCAGCAAUAGCAACGGGGGCAGUACGGACGACCGGUUCUUCGCCGAGUUCUGUUCGCGCUGUAUGGAGGUCGAAGAGCAGGCACUCUUCCGCGUUAGUAAGCUCGCGGCGAGGCCACGUCGGCAAUACUCGGAGCCCGCCAUCUUCCCCCUCCCCCGCGUGCCCAGCAUGCCCACGAAUAUCCCCCUCCCGCCCUCGCCGUCGUCACCGUUGAAGUCUCCUCUACGCGGGCGCAAGAUCUCGUCGGCCAGCCCUCGUCUCAAGUCACGCAAGUCGGGCCGACCGUCUACAGCACCGUCCAACAGUGAGGAUUCCCAGGACAGCCCGACUAGAGCGUCCCUUCAGGGACCUCCCACGCCUUCCUAUCCCGAACCACGCAGACUCUUCGAGCCCCCACUCCCUUCGCCCCUUCCAUCGCCACUCAGGGAGGCGGCCGAAGAGCAUUCGCGAUCUGUGCGAACGCACCACCCUCGCUCGACCUCAACAGACUCCCCUCUUGCCCGGAAGCGCGUCCAAGACCCGCUCAUGUCGCCCACCUCCGAGAGCUCCGUCGAGCUCGCGGACGACCCCGGCAAGCGGCGCAGAAACAUCUUCCGCUCUAUCUUGACGAGGCGCUAG